Messenger RNA from Quercus robur (English oak), 4361 nucleotides. Its product is annotated as putative disease resistance protein RGA4. The record is from RefSeq and is a predicted model, not a curated record. Bases 179 to 3643 code for a protein of 1154 amino acids. Gene Ontology annotation, molecular function: ADP binding; DNA binding. Gene Ontology annotation, biological process: defense response to other organism. NCBI's taxonomy places the organism in Eukaryota, Viridiplantae, Streptophyta, Magnoliopsida, Fagales, Fagaceae. The transcript is spliced from 7 exons.
CUCGGCUCUUCUCUUCUCUCUCUUUUAUUCUUCACAGGCUAUUACCUUCUCUCUCUCUCUCUCUCUCUCUCACUCUUCACUGUGUCUUCGCUCUCUCUCUCUGGCUCUUCCUGACGUCCAUUGACUGCACAUCUAAUCUACCUAUUUGCUUGCAAGCUAAUACUGAAGAAAAAGAAAUAUGGGUAGACAGAGAGAUGAAUUUUGGGAUCAUGCUAAGAAUGAAAAUGGCCGUUUCGAAUGUAAUUAUUGUAAACAAGAUUUUCCUGGAGGUGCAUCAAGGAUUAAAGCACACUUGGCUGGAAUACCAGGUCAUGACAUUAAGGCAUGUAAUGCCGUGCCUCAAGAUGUUCAAGAAAAAGCUCAAGCAACCCAAAAAAAAAGAGAAGCUCAAGUAACUCAAGGGACGAAUAAAAAACUUAAAAGUGUAUCAACCUCGGCUUCAAAAUCAAAAACUAAGACAAUUAAAAUUGUCACACAGGGUAAGGAAGAAUAUGGGGCUGAAAUUAUCCUCAAUGAUGUUAUGGACAGACUAAUAGCCAAUGUGUCUUCACUUGCCACUGAGCAUAUCAAUUUUGAGUUGAGUUUCAAGGUGGAUCUUCUUGAAACAUUAUUCAAGAUUAAAUUUGUGUUAGGUGAUGCUCAAAAGAGGCAAUUGAGUGAUGAGUCUAUGGGGAUUUGGUUAACUGAGCUUAGAAAUGUAGCUUAUGAUGCUGAUAAUGUGCUCGACAAGUUUAGCUAUGAGAGUUUUUGGCAAAAGGUACGGAUUCAAAAUCAAAUGAUGGAUCAGGUAUGUAACUUUUCAUUAUGCAAUUUUGAUGAAGUUAAGGCCAUCAAACAAUCGUUGGAUAAAAUUGUGAAUGAUGUAGCUGACUUUGGUCUUAGAAUGGAGUUGGUGAAUUCAAUCCCCAAAAUCAGCUUGGACAUGAAUACAGACUCCCUCCUUGAUGAUUUAGAAGUUGUAGGAAGAAAACACGAUAUCAAAAAAAUAGUAAACUUACUUAUCAAUUCAAACAAUCAACAGGUUAUCUCGGUUCUCCCUAUAGUGGGUAUGGCAGGUCUUGGAAAGACAACUUUAGCAAAACUUGUGUAUAACCAUGAACUGAUAAAAAAACAUUUUGAUGUACUAGUAUGGGUAUAUGUGGGCAAAAAAUUUAAUGUUGAAGAGAUAUUAAGAAAGAUUAUUGGAUCUCUUAGAGAAGACUUGAGAGGACCUCCUUUAGCAUAUGCAAGAGGAGUACAUCAAAUAUUUGCAGAAAUUUUGGGGGCAAACAAAUAUCUUCUCAUACUUGAUGAUGUGCAUAAUGAAGAUCCUAAGGAAUGGGAUACUUUAAAAGAUUACUUAUUAGAGUUUAAUUCUAAUUCUAAUAUAGGAAAUAAUAUUGUUGUUACAACCCGUAGUGAUAAUGUGGGGCAAAUCAUGAAGAUACAUCAUCCCCCACAUCACUUAGAGAAGUUAUCAAAAGAUGAUUGUUGGUCUAUAAUGAAAAAAAGAACAUUCAUAGAUGGAAGAACUCCAUUAACUUUAGAUUUGGAGGUUAUUGGUAGGGAAAUUGCUAAAAGAUGUGGAGGGGUUCCAUGGGCUGCAAGAGUUUUAGGGAGAACAAUGUCCUUUCAAUUUGAUAAAAACAAAUGGCUGGAGAUUCAAAAUAAUAAAAUUUGGGAUUUGUUGGAUGAAGAUAAUAGUGAUAUGUUUCCUGUGCUUAAGUUAUGCUUUGAUCAACUUCCAACACCAUCUUUAAAACGAUGUUUUGCAUAUUGUGCAAUAUUCCCUAAAGAUUAUGACAUGGAAAAGGAUGAAGUAAUUCAGUAUUGGAUGGCCGAAGGGUUCCUACUAGCUAAAGAAGCUAAUAUGGAGAUGGAAGAUAUUGGUAACAUGUAUUUCAAAAUUUUGUUGGCCACUUCCUUUUUCCAAAAUGCUAGAAAGGAUGCCUACGGUAAUAUUAUUAGCUGCAAAAUGUAUGAUUUGGUGCAUGACUUUGCACUCUCAAUUUCAAAAUUUGAAACUUCAAUCUUGGAGGGAGAUUCAGUGGAUGAUGGUAGUAGCAUACAACAUUUAUUUGCCCGACAUGAUGGUAAAACAACACUAGUAAGUUCAUUUACAAAUUUGCGCACGUUAAUUUCAGAAAAUUUCAACUUUGACAUCAUGUCAUCAAAUUUUAAAUGCUUACGCGUUUUAAAAUUAUUCGGGGAUAAAUUAUUCGGGGAUAGUAGAAAGGAGUUGCCAGAUUCAAUUGAGCAAUUAAUACAUUUGAGGCUUCUUCAAUUCUCAGACUCCUUAAUUGGAAAAUUACCAAAAUCCAUCACCAAACUAUACAAUUUGCAAACUUUAAGAAUUGAAGGCAGCCGCCAUGUAAGAGAGCUUCCGGAAGACCUAAGCAAUUUGAUUAACUUGAGACAUAUUCAUAUUAAUUGGGCUUAUUAUUGUAUAAAAACACCUAAAAAUAUGAGUAUGUUGACUUGCCUUCAAACAUUGACAUUUUUUGGUGUGGGUUCAGAGGAUGGUUAUCGGAUUACAGAAUUGGGAGCUUUAAAGAAUCUCAAAGGAGAAAUAGUAAUAAAGAAUCUAGAGAGGGUGAAAGAUGAGGAAGAAGCCAAAAGUGCAAAAUUAAAAGAAAAGGAAAUAUCCAACUUGGGAUUAUACUGGGAUGAAGAAUAUCACGAUUCUGAUGAUAAAGAUGAAAAGGUGUUGGAAGGCCUCCAGCCUCACCCAAAUUUGAAAAGAUUAACAAUCGAAGUGUAUGAAGGAAAGAAAUUCCCAUCAUGGGUUGGUUCGUCGCUAUAUCACAAUUUGAUUGAGAUCAAUUUGAUACGUUGCUGGAGAUGUAAAGAAGUUCCCACUCUGGGGCAAUUACCCUGUCUUAGGGUUCUUGAAAUAAUAGAAAUGGGGAAGGUAAGAAGUAUAGGAAGUGAGUUUUACUUUUACAGUGAUGGGAGUUACAGAAAUACUACUACAAUAUUAUUUCCGGCAUUGAGAAUACUCAAAUUGGAGGGGAUGGUUAGCUUAGAAGAGUGGAAGGAUGCAAAGGAGUUGACAACCGCAGAUGAGGUGUUUCCUUGCCUUGAGGAGUUGACCCUUAGAAGUUGUUAUGAACUGAGAGAUUUGCCAGACUCACUGCACACCUGCGUUUCCCUUCAGAAGUUGGUAGUAAGCCAUUGUCAUAACCUGAGGUAUUUGCCAGGUGUCCGGUCCAUAAUAAGGAGUGGUAUUGAAGACCCACCCAGUGGGUUACAAUAUUUGGAGAAUGGGGAUUGUCCUCUGCCUUCUUCUUCUUCUACUUCCUCCAUUCACCCCUCCCUCCAAAAGCUAAAGCUAAUAGGCUGUGGGUCUCUCCUGCUGGACCAAAUUCAACACUUCAUUGCCCUUAAAAUUCUGUGGAUACAGGGAUUUGAUGAGAUGGUAGCUUUGCCAGAGUGGUUGGGCAAUCUUUCCUCUCUCCAAAAGCUGUAUAUUGUGGAUGGCUGGAAACUGCGGUAUCUGCCCACCGAGGAAGCCAUGCGACGACUCACCCAAUUGAAAAUGCUGGAGAUUUAUCAUUGCCCCAAUUUGAAAGACAAUGAGCGGUCCAAGAUUGACCACAUUCCAUGGGUUAAAAUCAGUAAUUAUCGCUACUCGCGGCCAAGUUGCAAUGAUUUUGAAGACUAACUCAGAAAGAUGGCAAGAAGUUUGCAUUUGGAAAAAUAAUUAACUUGAUGACAACUGAUGCCCAGGCACUUCAGAUUUUGGUUAUCCUUUAUUUCCAAAGUAGUGGCCAUGUACUUCAGGAAAGGGAAAGAGUGGUCCAGGAUUCACCCUAUUCCAAAUAUCCAGAAAAACUUUUGGUUCCUAUUCUAAGCUAGCUUAAAAUAAACUAAAAUUGGUGACAUUUUGAUGGUUUCUCUAGAUCAAGCAAAUGGUCUGAGGAUAGUUCUCAAUAUCUUAAGCAUAAGUUGCACUGCCUUCAUUGAAAAUUUUGCAAUACUAAAGUUGCUGUGUAUGGGAGAGGAGGAUUCUAGAAAAAAUUUCUACAAAACCAGAUACGUUCAAGCCAAAAUUGGAAGUUGUUUCAACUCCAAUUUUGAUGAAAUUUCCUAAUGAAGAGAGCUUCAUGUUGACUGGUGACUGGUGUUGUUACUUGAAAUUCCUCUUCAUUUGCUCAAAUGCUAAAGCCCACUUGGUGGGAUCUUUUCUUCUUUUUAUUGUUGGUAUCUUAGUGUGAUGAAUAUUUGUUGUAAUCCAAGAAUGACAUGUUUUUGUUGUCUUUUUAGCUGAUAGCGUUUGUUUUAGAGAAGAUUGUUGUAAACUCAUAUUCUAUAGUGGAAGAUUUUACUGGACUAGGUCCCGUGGUUUUUUCCUUCUCAUUGAAGGGUUUUCCACGUAAAAA